AUGGUGGUAGUUUCAAAGAUUGAAACAAUUGAGGAAAUUGAUGAGAGCCAAGAUUUGGUUGUUAAAAGCGAGAAAGAAAAACCAAAACAAUCGGAAUCUGAAUUUACAACAAUUGAGAUCAACGAGACUGAGAAUGUUCCUUUGAAUGACAUCAAAAUUUGUCCCGAAACUGACGUCUGGAUAAAAACUUUUGACCGAAUCGAGAAGAAAAACAAACCUGUAACGCCUGCUCCAAGUUUCGAAGGUGGUUUUUUUUUAUUUCUAAAAUUCCUACUCAAAUUAUGCCUCUGGCCUUUCAUUUUCAAGAAAUCUCAUAGCUUUCAGACUUUCCAGUUGCUCCACCCAGCUACAUAAGCAGAUUGCGUGAAGAUUCUCAAACAAUUCCAUUGAUCACCAUGUUUGUGGUCUGGAUCAUUUUCAUGGUUUGGUAUUUUGUAUACGUCUAA
This is a messenger RNA of Caenorhabditis angaria, 446 nucleotides long. The record is from the annotation of a GenBank genome assembly. Lineage: Eukaryota; Metazoa; Nematoda; Chromadorea; Rhabditida; Rhabditidae.